AUGGCCUCCCAGGCCCCCGAGAAGGCGACUGAGCCGCCCCAGGAGCAGGCCACUCCUACCCCGCACAAGGAGCUCUAUCCAAUGAACAACUGGACAUAUGAUCUUUUCCUCUACGUCAUGGGCAACCUCGUCGACACUUUCUUCAGGGAAGUUGUUCCUCGAGGCUCAUGGCGAGUCCCUCGGUCGGGGCCUGUCCUAUUUGUGGCAGCUCCGCAUGCAAACCAGUUCGUCGACGCCCUUCUCCUCCAGCGAACCUUGAAGCACGAAGCAGGCCGCCGAGUCUCUCUUCUCAUUGCCCAAAAGUCGGUCCAUGGAUUUAUUGGCUGGGGAUCCCGCCAGGUCGGUUCUGUCCCCGUUGGACGCGCUCAGGAUGCCGCCAAGCCUGCCACGGGAAAGAUUUACCUCCCCGACCCCAUUAACGACCCGACCCUAGUGCGAGGUAUUGGCACCAAGUUUGGCGCAGGCGAGGGCGAGCUCCAGGGCAUGGUCUUUCUUCCUCCGGCCAAAGGCCAGACUGGCGCGAGUGUCGAUAUUGCUGAGAUCAUUAGCCCCGAGGAGAUCCGCGUGAAGCGACCUUUCAAGGGCAAGCUCGCAUUGUUCCAGCUUACGGGCCGCGACGACAUUGACGCAGAAGGCAACUUUACCAAGAAGGACGUGAACGGUUCUGCGCCGGGCUACGAGGGUACCAAGUUCAAGCUUGCUCCCCACACCGACCAGACCAAGGUUUACGAAGCUGUCUUUUCUCGCCUCAGAAGUGGAGGAUGUGUUGGCAUCUUCCCAGAGGGUGGUAGCCAUGACCGCACAGACCUGUUGCCCUUGAAGGCCGGUGUGGCCAUCAUGGCACUUGGAACAUUGGCGGAAGAUCCCAAUUGCGGGCUCAAGAUUGUCCCUGUGGGAAUGAAUUACUUCCACCCUCACAAAUUCCGAUCGCGCGCCGUCAUCGAGUUCGGAGCCCCCUUCGAGAUCCCAUCCCGUGUGGUCGAAAAGUAUCGCAAUAAUCAGCGCCGUGAAGCCAUCGGCCAUGUCAUUGAUACAGUGUAUCAGGCUCUUAACUCUGUGACUGUUUCAGCGCCCGACUAUGAUACUCUGAUGCUGAUCCAGGCGACCAGACGGCUGUACAACCCUACCGGCAAAAAGCUUCCUCUCCCCAUUGUUGUGGAGCUUAACAGGAGGUUGGCGAUGGGUUACGAGAAAUACAAAGAGGAUAAGCGCAUCAAGAAGCUGGUGAAGGAUGUCAAGGAUUACAAUUCACAGCUCCGCUACCUCAACUUGAAGGAUCAUCAGGUCCAAUACGCCCAUAUGUCCAUCUUCCAGGUCAUUUUCCUCACCAUAUACCGUUCACUCAAACUCAUCUUGCUGUUCUUCAGCACGGUACCGGGUCUUGUGCUUUUCGCUCCCGUCUUCGUCGCCACAAAGAUCAUUUCCAUAAAAAAAGCGAAGGCCGCUCUGGCCGGCUCCACGGUCAAGAUCCAAGGCCGAGAUGUCAUGGCAACUUGGAAGAUUUUGGUGGCUUGCGGCUUCGCGCCAGCCCUGUAUCACUUCUACUCCAUCCUGCUCACUCUUAAAGUCUGGCACGACCGCUUCUGGGGUCAUGUCCCUGAGUGGGUUCCUCUUUGGGUUGUCUACUUUGCGGUGUGGCCACUCAUGAUUGGUAUCACAUUCGCAUCGCUGCGCUUUGGUGAGGUAGGUAUGGAUAUCUUCAAGUCUCUCCGUCCUCUGGUUCUCUGCUUGUCACCCUGGUCUGGUUUCAGCAUCCAAAAGCUGCGACUCCGAAGGGAGGAGCUCAGCGCAGAGGUGACGGACCUAAUCAACACCCUGGGACCGGAGAUGUAUCCCGACUUCGAAAAGGUUCGCCUGGUUCCAGACCCAUAUAAAACGGAAACGCCCGCCCCGUCAACCUUCACCUCGCCUCAGUUUGCCUCAACAUUCUCGCCAUUCACACCCCAAAUGCCAUCGUUCUCACCAUAUCCGUCAUUUGGAGGAUGGAGAAGACGAGACAGCGAGGGAAGCAAUGCUGGCGCAGAACCAGAGUCACCUCCCACAACUUCGCUGUUGCGGCGCAGCACAACGACAUCCAGCAGGGCGCUACCCCGUCACGAUUCCUUUAGCAACAUUGGACAGGUUGGCUUCUUCUCCACACGACCACCGUCCCGGUCCAGGUCGCGGUCCAACAGCAGUGGAGGUGGUUUCAAUUCAAGCGGCUUCCAUAUUAGCGGAUUUACUGCGCUCGAUUCCACUGAAGGGUUCAACGAAGCUAGCCGUAAACUCAGAGAGGCAAUGAAGGAUCGCCGGAAGAAGUCUGACAAGGUGAAGAUGGAGGCUGGCGCAGAGGGAGACAACCCCGUAGUCCCUCCUCCCCCGACGCGGAAACCCCCCCUCAAGCAGAAGAUGGCGCUGUCGCUGAAAUCCAUCGUCUCCUCCGUCUUCGGCGGCGCAGGUUCCGAGGGCGGCCCGGCCCCGAUGGGCGCCUUGUUCGCCAAGACCGACCCGGCCAUCGAUGGCGACGCAUGCCUCCACGAUUGCGCCAGCUGCAGCGUCAAGUACCCGCGGGGCUUCAAGAUCAACGAGGACGAUGUCCUGUACGGGCACGUCAAGGCGUGGAGCACACAUCUGCUUGUCGGCACGGGCAAGACCGACUGGGUCAGAGACGUGGCGGACGAGAAGGGAAGCGUGAUGGAGGCCGUCUCCAAGGUGGCCUCACCCACAAACGGGAGGAUGAUGCUAUCGGCAUCCAACAUCCCGACACCGCACAACACGGCCGACUACUCCGAACCGACGACGACCCUCCUCCUCCCCGCCUUCACCUACAUCCACAACGUGACCCCGUCCAACGCCGGCAGCCUCAUCGCCGAGGUC
This is a messenger RNA of Clonostachys rhizophaga, 2856 nucleotides long. Lineage: Eukaryota; Fungi; Ascomycota; Sordariomycetes; Hypocreales; Bionectriaceae. The record is from the annotation of a GenBank genome assembly.